AUGACGGCGCCUCGCUUUUACAUGAGCGAGUGGCAGCUCAUGUAUGAAAACAGCUGCAGGUUGAAUUGCCUCAGGCUCUCGGGCGCGGGUGGGCGUCCAUCUAGUUUAGGCGCGACACGUUGUUCAUCACUGUCCCAGUUAACGGUGAUGCAGGGGUCUACGAUGCAGAAGCUGACGCUGGGCCCUAAACAACCCGGGAGUGGCACUCUCACCUUGACUCUCCUCAGCGACCUCUUUGGAACUGGCAGCUACUUUAAGUAUGGGAGUUACGUUCAGCGCUGGACGCUACACCUCGAAACGGGCGAAUCCAGCUACGGGAUACGACGUUCGAUACGUGGGGAGACAUGCAAGCCAGGCGUCGGACAGCUGAGGGGAAAACCUGUGCGGAACGUGCUGUCACGGCUUUGUCAGCAGGAGACAGGUUCUGUCGCCGCGGUCCUCCACCUUGCCUCCACCCACUGUCAAGAUGAGUCGAGCGCGCAUGCGGUAUCGGCCGGUGGCUCGAUGGACCCCCUCCCUCCUUCGAACCGCUGUCUGCUUGCUUUGCCAUCUGUCAUCGAUUCAUCGGUCACUGGCGUGUAUCUUAUAAACAUGAUAUCCGACUCGGAGUCUCUCAUUUCCCCCCUUUCUGCGCGAGGCUCCCGCUACUCUCCCCCGCGGAGCAAUGCGCCAUCUGUUGCGUCCUCCGCGGCGUCGUCCACGCUCAGUGUCGCGACUAACAACACGACCACGCCGUCAACGCCCGCAAGCACCGUCUCCAAAAGCCGGAGCGUCGGGAGUCCCGACGCUCCGGCUUCUUCAGCCGGUUCACGGGCGUACUGGGUCAUACCCGACGUCCAUCUCACAACUCUUCGCAAGUCGGCUGGUAAUGACGACAAGAAAAUGCACGUCUUUAGAUCUAUCCUCGACAAUGAUAGGGCCUCACAUGGCAAUAAUCCCGCUGCGAUCAACGUUGUUCCCGAAGAGGAAGUAGUAGAUGAACAGCAGCAACAACGGAUCUCCUGUGUGGCAGGUCAAUUGUAG
Messenger RNA from Fomitopsis serialis, 1023 nucleotides. RefSeq lists its product as uncharacterized. The transcript is spliced from 9 exons. Bases 1 to 1023 code for a protein of 340 amino acids. The record is from RefSeq and is a predicted model, not a curated record. NCBI's taxonomy places the organism in Eukaryota, Fungi, Basidiomycota, Agaricomycetes, Polyporales, Fomitopsidaceae.